AUGAGUACCUCGCAAAAGCACAGGAAUUUCGUCACUGAACCCAUCGGAGAGAAGUUGGUUACGGACUUACCCGGUAUUGGCGAGAAGCUGGGAGAAAGACUGGAAGCCAAAGGCUUUGAGAAGGCCUACACAGUUCUUGGCCAGUUCCUCUUGUUAAGGCGGGACGAAGAGCUUUUCAAAGAGUGGCUCAAAGAAGCGUGUGGUGCUAAUGCAAAGCAGGCGGGUGACUGCUACACGGCCUUAAGAGAUUGGUGUGGUUCGUUUAUUUUUUAA
This is a messenger RNA of Echinostoma caproni, 273 nucleotides long. The record is from the annotation of a GenBank genome assembly. NCBI's taxonomy places the organism in Eukaryota, Metazoa, Platyhelminthes, Trematoda, Plagiorchiida, Echinostomatidae.